AUGAAAAACCGAGUUUUCUCUGAAUUUAUUGAGAAAUUAACGAGAGCUCUCGCGGCAUUAGUAGCCGCCGACGAAUUACUUCUUGAUGAACUAGUUAAACAUAUACAAGAAUUUCUGCUUGAAAAUGCAUACGAAUUGCUUUCGAAGAAUUAUGUGUUGGUUCUGAGGACAAUAUUUCGGCUAGUAGCUUGCACAAAACUUCAAGAUUACUGUCUCGAGUACAUUUGCGCUGAUCCUCAGCCAUUCUUUGAAUCAAUUGAUCCACGUUUAAACAAAGAAGUUCUGUUGAGACUUUUAGAACGUGACGACUUUAUAAUCGAAGAGAUUAUUAUCUGGGACAGUUUGAUUAAAUGGGGUCGGUCGCAAAGGUUCUUGAUCAACGAAAAGAAUGAUAAUAAUGAUCUCAAUCUUUCAGAAUGGUCUCUUGAGGAUUUUAGCGCGUUAGGAAAAAUUUUGGAGCCAUUUAUCCCUCUCGUUAGAUUCUUUGAAAUUUCAUCGGAGGAUUUUUACGAUAAAAUCAGACCAUACAAAAAAAGUUUGCCAUCCGAAUUAUACGAAGAAUUAAUGGCCUUUUAUUUGAAAGGCACGAAACCCACAUUGAACCAAUUACCCCCCAGGAUUUCAAAAAUAGACUCCAACAUUAUUACAUGGAGACAUGCGGUGCUAUUAGCCAAUUGGAUAGAUCACAAGGAACAAACCUCCGUAAUAAAUUGGUAUCCUCCAUACGAAUUCAAUUUAUUGUUUCGUGGUUCUCGUGAUGAGUUUACAGCUUCAAGUUUUCAUCAAAAAUGUGACGAAAAGAAUUCGGUCAUAGUCGUCUGCAGAUUAGAUUCUUCGCAAAUUAUUGGUGGGUACGACCCAUUUGGGUAUACAAAUCAGUCGGAGGGUUGGCGUGCUUCUCCCGAAUAUUUCAUCUUUUCGUUAGGCAUUAAUGAAGAAAGUACAAGCGCAUUUUCGAUCCUAAGUCGUUUUCUUGCGAAUGACGAGAACGCCAGUUAUAAUCAUCCUAGUUUCGGGCCAUUUUUUGGUGACGGUGAUCUUACCUUUUUAAAUCCUUUGACUGAAGGGACUUGCUACUGGCAUAGUUAUAGCAAUCCGCUCAUGGUGAAUAAUCAUCUAAAAAGCUACAAGUUCAAAAAAAGUUCUUUGCACAAAAGUGUGCCAACGAACCUAUGUCUCGGAAAUCGAAUAAUUUUGGAAAAGAUGACAUAUAGUGAGAAUGCAUCUAAUGCGAGAGUUAAUGAUAUUUUUACGCAAGAUAAACUUAAAGACCUACCUUCGAAGAGAAGGAACAAGCUAAUAAAGUUCAAUCGUAAAAAGUCUGGUUCAAGUCCGGUUCGAUUUUUAAAAUCUACUUCGAUCCUAAGUUCAAAUCCGGCUCAGAAUCGAACCUGGCAAAAAGUCUGGUUCAAUAUUUCUCAUCCUGUUUCUUAA
Molecule: messenger RNA, 1434 nt
Organism: Ambispora leptoticha
Lineage: Eukaryota; Fungi; Glomeromycota; Glomeromycetes; Archaeosporales; Ambisporaceae
Source: the annotation of a GenBank genome assembly